Molecule: messenger RNA, 3012 nt
Organism: Nematostella vectensis (starlet sea anemone)
Lineage: Eukaryota; Metazoa; Cnidaria; Anthozoa; Actiniaria; Edwardsiidae
Exons: 1
Coding region: 484-2019 (511 amino acids)
Source: RefSeq, a predicted model, not a curated record
UCUUUUCCCCCUGCUAGGGCUAUACAUGUUCUUUGUGAAAUCUAAGGCUGGAAGUUCUCAUAAAAAGAGUGUAUAGGCUUUGUAAACAGCUAAAGGCAGCAUGUUUCAAGUACUGACACAGCAGUCGGCACUCUAAUUCCAAGAAAUAACUUGCAUAUCAAAUCUCGAAUGCUAGUCGAUGUCUCGAUUGCUAAUCCAAAAUGUCGACACUACACUCUCUAUUUAUUUUAAGGCGUAAGCAGUUAUGGCUUCCAUUGGCAUCCAGGCAUAGUUUGAAACUAUCCAACUGGAAAUAGAAAUUAUUCAGACGCUACUCCAUUAACUCUGCCCAUGGUACUCCAGAAACAAGAUAUGGAAACAAAAUCAGAAAGCGAAAGUAGUCAUAGCCUGCGAUGCAUCCGGAAAUAAUCCUCACAUUAUACCGUACCGGUAAAUACAGAAAGUGGCUUUGCUCCGUUUAUCCGUUAGUUUGGAUUGUGCGCCAUGAUUGCUGAAAUUCUUGCAUUCGCAGCAUUUCUUUUUGAAAAUUGCACUAGUGUUAUCAUAGCUCAGACUCGUCUUUUCCGAGAAGACGAGGAACAGGGAUUAAUACCGCAAGAUGAACAACAGUACGAUGAUUUCUUAAGUUUCGAUCCAAACGACUAUGUUUUUCGAGAGUUUGAUCACCCAGAAGGGGAAGAAGAAGACCCUAAAUCAUGGCGGAAGGUGCGUCCUGCCUUCAAAUCGUCGUUGUGGACAUCUUUUAAGACAGUGUUUGCCACACAGAUUCUCGCUGGUACGGGGUUAGGUCUGUUAGCAAUUUUUAUUACAUUCUUAGACUUCAACUUCGCCGAUCUUUGCUACGAGAAGACUUCAGAAUGGAACACAAUGCCCUUGAAAAUCCAGAGAAUUCGAGUAACUGCUCAAUCGGUUGAAGGUUUCGUGAUAGAGUUGUGGUACUUCCUCGUUCUUACCACAGCAUUUCCUGGGUCCCUUCUGAAGAAGUUAAACCUGCUAGUGUUGAACUUGCUUGUGGCUUUUAUAGACGUAACGUACAGGCUUUAUCUUCAAUUGUAUGGGAUCUACAAGCGCCCAUGGAUGUCUCUCCCACUGAACGGAAUGUCUGUUUCUAUGGUGGUCCUCAGUGCAUGGAUUCUAGGAAGACAUUUUAGUCCAUCAAGCAUAAAACGAGCUAUGAAGUAUGCAUUUAUUCUCUCUACGCAGUUUAUAUUGGGGAUGCAUGUAUGUUAUUUGCUUAAUUACAAAGUCUUUCCUUGGUAUAAUGAGCAAAGUGAAAGGGUAAGGUUCCUGAUUGCUGGGGUAUGUCCAAUAGUUACUGCCAUUCCCAAGGUUGUAUCACGUCUUGGCGCACAGAAGUUAAACAGGGUUGUCCACCCAGGGACCGCUAACGUUUUUGUUGGGGUGUUGUAUGGUGCCUCUGCUAUUGUUUUCCGUAUCAUGCAAGCCGAGCUGUCAAGCAUUGAUCUUUUCAUAGCUCUGGGUAUAGGCCAUGCUUUCAUCGAUAUGCUUGAGCGUUUGACAAUAACAAUGCGAGACUAUUUAUGGGAGCGUUUUUGCCGCCUUUUCUGUCGCCAGAGAAGACCGCUAUCCAAGUACAGUACACCAAGAAGCCGCCGUUUCAUGGCUGAUGUCAGUAUUCAGAUCUUAAUACAAGAGUCAACAAGUUUGAUAGGUGCACUUGGCUUUAUUCAUUUGUUUCAUUUUAUGUACAGCAACAAUAAGCCACCAUUCACCGACAACAGUGUACUGAUCAACUUUGCUAUUCGUUGUAUAAUAGGGCUAUGUAUUGAUGUAGUUUUCAACACCAUCUCGGUGGUGAUUCAAACUAGGCUAAUGAAUAUUGCUGUAAAUAGAGUUUGGAGAAAGAAAUGGCGAUAUCAUCUUGUGGUAAAUCUAAUUAUAACAUCUUUAACGAUGAUCUAUUUCACAGAAUACCUACUCGAUGUUGUGAGAAAAAAGUAUGAUUUUAAUAAUCCUGAAGAAAUACGAUUUUUUUGGAAUUGCACAGAUCUAUUGUAGCGCCCUAAACAAGUGUAAAACUUUAACCUAUGCUACUUCAUAACUUUUAAAAGAUCAUUAGUUUUCAGAGUUCUCAUCCCAAAUGUAUCAAUAAUAUAUGUUACAUGGGUGAUAAACAAUUGUUCCAGGAAAAUACUAUCAGACUGAUAAUAAAACCAAGAAGAUAGAAUUGCUUUUCCGUGUCUCAUGCAAGAUUGUAGCUCUUUUAGAAAACCUGGUUUUAGAUCUGCAAAAAAAUCUAUGUAAAUGAAGAUGUACAUUUUAUUAGUGGACUGCUGGAAUUGCUACAGAGUACAAUUAAUUCUACAUAGGGUCUAGGGCCAUUGUGCAAAACAUAAUGCACAGAUUAUUUAAUUCUCAUAAGAUAAUUAAUAGUUCUCAGCCUUAAAAAUGAAUAACAAUAUACUGUAACUACUGGGGGGGGGGGUGAAUAGGGGUAGGAAAAUCUGCCGAUCCACUACAUUUUUGGGGCAAAUCCGUGGAUCCGCAUAAUUUUUUUUAGCUCCGCAUGGUUUGACAGAUAAACAAUAGCAUCGAUUGAAAUUUAUUUAAAAUCCGACCAUCGAAGCAGUCAAAAUCCGAAAUCCGCGCCCAAAUUGUGAAGAGAUCCGUGAUCUGCCAUACUUCCAAAAUCAGCCAAUCCGCUAAAAUAAUAAUCAAAAUUCUUAAUCUGUGAGCAUUUCGGGGCCGAAUCUGCUGAUCCGUGAACCUAUUCAUCGCCCCCUACUGAAAUAUAUAUCUUUAGUACAACAGAGUUAGACAUGUUGUUUUGCAUGUAAUUUAGAAACAAUUACAGAAGCAGUACAGUUUUGCUACUAACACAAAUUUAAGGUAGCUUUUCUAUCUGUAAGGUAAUAUUCUUAUUAAAAAAAGUCAAAUUUUAGUGAUAAUACAUAAAUUGUUUAAUCACCAAUAAAAUUUACAGAUAUUAGCUUUAACAUUUUGUACUUAUUUGUUUCCUAAUUUAUAACAAUAAAGUGCAAUACAAAGCCA